This is a messenger RNA of Scatophagus argus, 6961 nucleotides long. RefSeq names its product E3 SUMO-protein ligase PIAS1-like. Gene Ontology annotation, molecular function: SUMO ligase activity; zinc ion binding; transcription coregulator activity. Gene Ontology annotation, biological process: regulation of transcription by RNA polymerase II; protein sumoylation. The record is from RefSeq and is a predicted model, not a curated record. Bases 48 to 2180 code for a protein of 710 amino acids. The transcript has 13 exons. Lineage: Eukaryota; Metazoa; Chordata; Actinopteri; Scatophagidae.
CCAGUCAUGUGAUAACGCUUCACCACGCCUGCGCAAACAAAUACAAGAUGGCGGAGAGUGCGGAACUGAAGCAAAUGGUGAUGAGCCUGCGGGUGUCAGAGCUGCAGGUGCUGCUUGGCUACGCUGGGCGCAACAAGCACGGACGCAAGCACGAGCUGCUGACCAAGGCGCUGCAUCUGCUGAAGGCCGGCUGCAGCCCUGCCGUGCACAUGAAGAUCAAAGAGCUGUACCGACGACGCUUCCCUGCCAAAAUGGUUUCCCACUCAGAGCUGGCCAUGCCCGGGCCGCACCACCCGGCCACAGUUGGAAUGGUCGGAGGAGGGGGCGCCGCACUGCCCGCCGGCCUGACACAGCUGGCGUAUGAGGGUCACGCUGGGCAUGGUGGGGCCCCAUCGCCUGCUGCUUUGCUGCCCCUCUCUCUGCUCGGCCCUGGGAAACACGAGCUGACCGGGCUGACGCACCACCUGUCCACCUCGGCCACGCUGCACCCGGUCCACCCAGACGUCAAGCUCCAGAGGCUGCCCUUCUACGACAUGCUGGACGAGCUCAUCAAGCCAACCAGUCUAGCAUCAGACAACAGCCAGCGAUUUCAAGAGACGUGCUUCGCCUUCGCAUUGACGCCACAGCAAGUCCAGCAGAUCAGCAGCUCAAUGGACAUCUCGGGGACCAAAUGUGACUUCUCGGUUCAAGUUCAGUUGCGGUUUUGCCUGUCGGAGACAAGCUGUCCUCAGGAAGACCAUUUCCCACCGAAUCUGUGUGUGAAAGUCAACGGGAAGCCAUGUAACCUGCCGGGUUAUCUUCCUCCAACCAAAAACGGUGUAGAGCCCAAGCGGCCCAGCCGGCCCAUAAACAUUACCUCACUGGUCAGACUGUCCACCACAGUCCCCAAUACCAUCGUGGUGUCGUGGACCGCUGAGAUCGGAAGGAGUUACUCCAUGGCAGUGUAUUUGGUGAAGCAGCAGUCAUCCACAGUGCUGUUACAGAGACUACGGGCGAAAGGCAUCAGAAACCCAGACCACUCCAGAGCACUCAUCAAAGAGAAGCUAACAGCAGACCCAGACAGUGAAAUAGCUACGACCAGCCUUCGAGUGUCGCUGCUCUGCCCGCUGGGAAAGAUGCGGCUGAUGAUCCCUUGCCGGGCGCUGACGUGCUCCCACCUGCAGUGCUUUGACGCCACGCUCUACAUCCAGAUGAACGAGAAGAAGCCCACCUGGGUGUGUCCCGUCUGUGACAAGAAGGCCCCUUAUGAACACCUCAUCAUUGACGGGCUUUUCGUGGAGAUCCUCAACAGCUGCAUGGACUGUGACGAGAUCCAGUUCAAGGAGGAUGGUAGCUGGGCCCCAAUGAGGUCCAAGAAGGAAGUGCAGGAGGUCUCCUCUGCUUCUUAUAACAACGGCCUGGAUGGUUCGUGUCGGACGUCUGCGGGCUCAGAUCAGCGGAGCUCCUUGUCGUCCAGUCACGGCGGUGACGGCAGCAAUAGCAAGAAAGUGGAGGUGAUCGACUUGACACUGGACAGCUCCUCAGAGGACGAGGGACAGGAUCCGUCGCCUCCGCCGCUGCCACCGCUGCCUCCUCCACCCAAACGAGCAUGUCCUUCCAUGUCCCCGACCUCGCCGCCCGUCAUCAACAAAGGAGUGUUGAACCUGCACCACCAGGCCUCUCCUGUGAGCCGUACUCCCAGCAUGCCGGCUGUGGACACCAGCUACAUCCCCCCCGUUCCCCCACUUAUCCAGGACUACAGACCCUACUACCACACCUCCAACGAGCUGUCAGAGUUGAACUUCUUCUCUUUCCUCCAAGGCGACAAUCAUCAGCAUUACAACAUGGUGAUGGCAGCGGCGGCCGCCGCUUCAGCCUCAGACGACCACGAGCUGCUUCUCAACCGCUUCCUGCCCUACAGCACCUCCUCCUCCUCUUCCUCCCAGCUUUUCCUCGACCAAUCGGGAGCCUCAACGGCCAGUUCGCUGACUGCGCCGACAAACGGGGCGAGCAACUCGGGCAGCACCAGCAGCCUGGUCUCAUCCGGCAGCCUCCGUGACACUCACUCCACGCACUCGUCCUCACACUCGGGCUCGCACUCUUCACACACACACCCUGGGGUGGUGGCCAGCCGGGGCAGCACCGAAGCAGCAGUGGCAGCUAUUUACGGCGGGAUACCUGACGUUAUAUCGUUGGACUGACUCGAGAAGACUCGAGGCUACACUUUGGGUCCAGCUCCAAUCCCGUAAGAAACUUCUUGACCACAGGGUAAAGUUUUGAUCCAGAAACUAGACUGGCCCUUAUUCAUCAGACUGAAAACAUUUGUGGAGUCCUACAGACAAGGCUGCUUCAAAGAGAGCACCAUUAUUAUGACAGUUCCCUUCACUAGACUGACCUGAGGACAAUGCUAAAUCAUCACUGAAAGGGGUCAGCUGUGGACAUUGUGUUGGUAUACUGAUUUCAGAUCAGCACAUGAACCCACAUUACUGCUAUACUGGUACCAACUCAGCACAAACAGCAAAGACGCUGCAAGAGCAAAAACACAAAGGAGGAAGGCGCUUUUAUACAAAAAGGAUGAGUGGCACCGUGUACAGAGAACAAAAUAUAUUUUCCUCUUUUACUUUUGUAUGUUAAAUCAGGACUUUUUCAGUCUAGUGAGCUGCUUCAAUCGCUGUUUUUAAGUGGAGGACUGGAGUUUUUUUUUCUUCUUCUUCUUCUUCACUAAAGCUUAAAUGUAUGCCUGUUGCCAUGUGGUUAUCUUUUUCUUCUUUUUUCCUUCUUCUCUAUCCUGCUUAAAUUCUCCUGUUUGCAUUUCCUCAGUAUAAACUUCAAUUCUCUACCCCGUUUUUAAGCUUUCUCUCUUGCUCUAAGCUCAUUUUUAAAUUCAUGGUGUAUUAUUUCUCUAUCCAGUGACAAGAACUUUUCAGACACUGAAUUUACAGUUUAUACAUGUACUAAUAAUUUUAUUAUGCUUUUAAGUUAUGUAUGAUAUUUAAACAGUUAUAAAUAUAUAUGCAUUCCCUUUGACCUUCAGGUUAAUGCUGUUGGGAGUGUUUAGGUGGAAAUUAGCCAUUUCUGGUUUUUCAUUUUCACUCCUUGAUUUCCAGCUUCUUACAAAGACUCUGCCGACAUACAGCAUUUAGAAAUAGGGACUUUUAGACUAUUUAUACUUGCCAAUUUAAGGUUUUGAGCUGGAUGAGUUUGUUUUAUUUUUUGCGCAAAGCCAAAAAUAACAUACGGUACCUAUGAAAAUGAUCACAGUAAUCAAGAGUGCAGUUGAAUCUGUGUGCCACAGUGUUUUCAGUGGAGAGUCCACUUCUCCGGUUUCAGCUGGUGUUUAGUCAGACGCUCAAACUGUGUCCUUUUGUCUCUCGUCUUCUCUGUUUCAUCGUUUUGUGCUUGACCGUUCAAAAAGAAUUACAAUGAGAGUCAAGCUGUUGUAGCAGCUUGUUGUAGCUUUUAAAGAGACAGACGUCCAUGACGUGUGGCCAGGUUUAAACUAGUGCCUGUUUGUGUGCAUGUUUCACGGCGUGUUUGAGUUUUCAAACUCGGAAGAAUGUCUUAAAUGGUCACACGUGAACCUCUGUCGGGGACUUGACUUGCGACUGGCGUCUUUGGCGGUGUAGGUGUAAUGUACAGGGUUAUCUUUUGUCAACUGCUUGUGGAGAAGCUUGUGGAGAGUGUAAGCAGACAGUUCAGUGCCACAGUAGGAGAAGGAGAUCUCAACAUGCCAACUUCGGCUGGGCGCAAAGCCAGCUGGUUUAAAAAUACAUGACCUGUCUUUAGCUGAAAAAACUCUACGAGCUGUUCGGCGUACGAUGUUGAGGCGUCAAAACGAGGUUGAGGUUUCGGAAUACCUCAACGUUGGCGCCAUUCAGCGUACCUGCGCUCAUGAAUGUAUCAUGUAGUUAUAGGAUUUGCUUCCAUUCCCCUCAGUAACAGAUGUUGCAGAGAUCCGCUGUCAUCUUCUCACAUUACGAGUGACAUGCAGUAGACCAGGCGCCCCUCCUGCUCAGUCAGCCCAACCCUCCUACAGCGUGCGUGUCCUUGAAACUUUCCCAGAGUUCCCUCUUAUCAGGCUCUCCACUUCCAGACGUCCGAAAGGGGCAGCUCACUUCAAAGCCUCAUUAUCCCCACCACGAUGAGAUAAUCACUUCUGACAGCAAACCCCAUCACCUGACAUCGCCUGUCCUGUCCUUCAGCAACUAACUGGGAGACAACCUAAAAUGACCCCCAUCUCCCUGCUUCCCAGCUCCCUCCUCUUUAACUUUAUUCCCUGUUCUUCUCAUGGGAACCAACCCCAAACCGACUGCCGGAACAAGUUAGUGUUUUUUCCUGUGUUGUGCAGUAUUUUAUUUAUUUUUUAUCCUUAUUUCCAUAUAUUAUAUUUUUACAAAAUGUUUGAUUUCCAUGGGUGAGUGUCAAUGUCACUCGGGAGCUGUUGUGAUAUGAUUUUAUUUAAUAUGCAUUUUAUUAUUCUUUCUAUUCUAUUAGAGCUCAAAAAAGGUACCAUUUAGUUAUUCAUCAUGGAAAUACCUGCGUGUAUUUUCUUGGGAGCUGACGUAUACUUUUAAUAAGGGCACAAAAUGCAUGCUUAAUUAAUACAAGCAUGACUCAAGAAGAUUUAAUGUGUGAAUUAAUUAAGGAUGUAUUGUGAAUUCCUGUUGCUUGCUCUUAAAAAAUUAGGCCGUCUUGUUUGCGCUUAAUGGAUCAUCAGUUAAUGUUACUUAUAAACUCACAGUUACUUCAAACACAGUCAUAUGCCACCAGUUUGGCUGGACUCCAGAUACAAAAGGGCAUUGCUAACUCUUACAGAAGUAAGAUGCUGUUUUUAAUCAAACUAUUAGUCAGAUGCAGCUCACAGUUGGAUUUCUGACUCAACAUUAAUACUCGGCUUUUAGCCUAAACACCUGCAAAAGCAAUCAGGCUCACUUCAGCCUCAGCUGUGUUCACUUAUAGUUCGUAAGUGCAGGAGUUCAUUCGCCUCAAUAAUGGUCCCCUCCUCUAAGAAAAACAUGAAAGCAGCAGAGGACUUUUAUUUUGACAAACAGCUUGGCUGAGAACAUUCUAUUUCAUAUGUCUUUAAAUUGUCACCUGGAACCUUCUGCUUUUUCCUUUACAUAAAUAAAGACGUUUUCACCACAGAUUAAGAGACACAGAUUGGCGCAUAAUUCACCAAGUCUUUGACCCUCCUUUCCCGGAGGAGGACCCCCACAGCCCCUGACUUUAGAUGUGCUGCGUGCGUUAGUGUUUCCAGUCACGUAGCAACAUGCAGACGUUUUCAUCUGACUACGAGUGUGAUAAGAGCAGCUUUCCAGUCUGAUUGAGAAGUGUGGGGCUGCCCCGUCCAAAGAAAGCCAUGCGUCCAAAUUUGGUGACUGAAUUUUUCCGGAUACUUUGAGAAAAAAUAUUCCACUUAAGCGACAUAAACCACUCAGAAACCCACUGGAUUAUCUAAAAAUACUUGGUCACAGCAGAAACCCAGUGUGUUUUUCUUAGCCAGUGAAAAGUACGUUGGAGACGACAUGAUUUCCAUUGAAAUUAUGUAACUGGACUCCAGCUAGUUUGGUGUCACAUAAGUUAAUGUAUGAUCCAUUAAGUGUUAACUGAUCACAUAAACUCGCAGUGACUCGAUCACGUCUUAAAAGUGAGCAACAAGCAGUAACCUCGUGACACAUAACGGCUCAUGUAUUAGUUUUACAUUACUUAAGCAUGUGUGUUUGUAUCUUUAUUAGAAAGUGUUACCCUGACUUGCUAUACCGAUGAAGAUGAUGAUCCUUUAGUUUCUGUCGUGUUAGUUUAAAUAUUAAUCACCAGUAUUCGGAUACUUGAUGAGGUGGUCACGGUUAAUGAUGGCAUUUGAUCACAGUUUAAUUUAUUUGAACGACUUCCUCUUUCAGCAGGUUACAGUUAUGCACAUGAAGUGAGAGAGCUGACCGUGUUGAAUGUGUUCAGUGCGUUUGUGUUGGAGUGCUCCACGCACUGUGGUGGUGUUGGUGGUGGUCGUAGUGGUGAUGGGGGUCAGAUUCCCCUCCCCACCCACCUGUUUCAAAAUGUUAUAUGUCCACAGCUCCAUCCUGUGGCUCACAAUUGUUAGUUUCCUGAGGGCGAAGCGGCCAUUGUUCUGCUUUGUUUUCUUGUUUGUUUUCUUUCACCUCAAAGAAAUUGUCUUUCCUUUCUUUCUUUAUGUCAGAUUGCAUGCGGGGAUGGAGGAGCACAGAGCUGUCUCCAUCUCGGUCCCUUUUCCCUUGCAAUCACACGCAGGGGUGAACGUGUGUGUCGUAUACUUAAAGCAUUUCUGCAGCAGCUUAUGACUGUGCUGGUUGUUACCAAAACUGGGUCAAAACCGGCAUCUGCACAGAUUAAAGUGAAUGGAAUAUGGCCACUAUUAUCAGUAGUUAUUCUUAAACUGUGUUUUCAGAAUCUCCACGGGCAACCUUGGCCAAGCAGCUCAGCUCUUUGGCUGGCGUGAUGUCUCAACAUAAGGAAAAGGGAAAUGUCAACAAUGUGUAAAUUAUGUCUGUAUGGAAACGUGAAAACUGAAAGUUCAUAUCCAGACGUGGGUGUUUGAUGUCCAUCUGUAUGCUUUUUGUGUGUCAGUUCAGAGCAAGAGAAUAAAUUAAUUUAUAUAUUUUUUAGAAAAUGAAAGCUAUUAUUAAAAAAAAAAAAGGACUGUGGCCAAUAAAGAGUCUUACACAACUGAAAUAAUCUCAAAGUCAGACUCGAGUCAACAUCUGCACUCACUGCCUUAAAACAUUCACAGGUUCUGUUUUCACGGCUCCAAUCCGAGGAAAAUCAUUUAAAAAAAGGCUUUUCAAGGGGGGGACAAGGAGAAGACAGUGUACAGUAAACCCUUGUCAGUUGUACAAAUAUACUAAGUGAAAAAAAUAUUUAUUACCUGCAUUGGAAGAAAUUGUUUACUUAUUGAAUGUUACCUGUUUAUGUAGAAAAGUUUAGAUGUAUUAAAAUGCAUUCUGUUACA